Messenger RNA from Lodderomyces oxycetoniae, 2175 nucleotides. RefSeq lists its product as uncharacterized. The record is from RefSeq and is a predicted model, not a curated record. The coding region runs from base 1 to 2175 and encodes 724 amino acids. Lineage: Eukaryota; Fungi; Ascomycota; Pichiomycetes; Serinales; Debaryomycetaceae. The transcript has a single exon.
AUGACCUCACUACUACUUCUAUCUACCAGCACGUUUCUACAUCCAACAUUUACAUAUUACACUCUACUGCAGAACAGCUCUGUUGAAACCGGCUCCUUAUAUUUGAAUGUGACAAACCAAAUCGCAUCUCAACCCAAUGAGUUUUUCCAUUUUUUGGAAGAAAAUGAAAAUGAAAAUGAAUCUGAUCUGAGCCGUGAUAUCAUUAUUGGUGGUGGUGGUGGUAGUAGUAGUGGUAGUGGUAGUGGUAGUGAUAGUGAUAGCAGCGGUAGUUGCGGUAGUCGUGUUAGUUCCGGUAGCACUGAUGGAGGUAGUGACCAAGACUCAGACUCUGAUAUUACUACAGAAUUGUCAGAUAUCAAUAACGAAUGUAACAACGGAGUGCAUAAAAAAGAAAAUAACAAGGAAAAGAAUAGUUACCAAAAUAGCGAUACAAACUCAAUAAGUAGUGACAGCGAUUUAGAGGAGGGGAAGUAUAAUAGUAAGGAAUUUGGAAAAUACGGUGGAAAAGAUUAUUUGAGAGCGCUGAAAAACUUAAAGACAACGUUAAAUGACAAUGAACGAAGGCAAGGUGAUCAAAGGGUUCAAAUUCAGCGUCGUAAUCUUCGAAAUGGAGAUCACGAUUUACGAGAGUUGGCAAAGAAGGUAUUAAAAUGGAGGGUCAAGGAUCAUUUUACUAGAGUUUAUAAUCCAAGUCCAAAUCCAAGUCCAGGUCCAAAUCCAAAUCCAAGUUCAAGUUCAACUCGACUGAAGCAUACUCUUGCAGAUUUUUUGAAAUCACCAGUCCUACAUACAAACAUGACAAAGAUUGUCACUCUAACAGUUUCCAAAACAGUCACCGUAUCAGUGAGUCCACUGAGUUCAGUAAGAACGAAAAAAGAAACAUGGGAUUUCCUUCCAAAAGCCAACCAUACAGUCACGGUUUCUAGAACAGUUACGGUUUCAGUCGACACCAAGAACUUGAUGAAAGAAAUAACAAAGUUCUUUUCCAAGAAAAAAAUCGGAGUACCUGAGAUGACUGCUGAAAUUGGUGGUACUGAGUCAUAUCUGGCAAUUGAAACAUUUAAACAGGAUAGCAGGAUUGGAGUCACUGAUGAACUACUGAUAAUUAAAACUGCAAUCAGACCUAUUGAAAUUGAAACCGAAAUUGAAACCGAAAUUGAAACCGAAAUUGAAACCGAAACUGGAAUUGAGGCUGUAACCGAAACUGAAGCUGAUGUUGAGACAGAAACAGAAGUUGAGGCAAAUAUCAGUGAGACAUUGCUUGAUAAUUAUGAGCCAGAUGGUACUGAGAGUUAUGGGACACCAGUGGAAACUGGAGAUUCAGACGAAUAUGAAGACAGGUCAACAAAAGAAAAGCUUUUCACGAGCUCAAAGAUACUUGUUGAGUAUAAAGAUGGUCAUUUAAUCAUUGGCACAAAGAAGAAGGUGAGGACCAGUAAAGAAAAGUAUCAAACAGAUGAAACAACAGUAGCCACCACCAUCACCACCACCACAACAACAACAGAAGACUAUGAAGAUACAUAUACGUACUCUAUUGUCCAGCCUCCAAAACUGAAUCCCGAUAAACUCACCAUGUCUAAUGAGGAUGAAAAGUUAGAUACAGAAGAGACCCCUUCCCCCAGCACAGUGAAGGUGAAACCUAAAGAGAAUCUAAUAAGUAUUCUCCCCAUUGGUGGUACAACAAUAAUACUUUAUCCAACAACGUCCUCCAUGGUCAUCUCUUCAAAGCUCCCCACUGUCUCUACAAAUCUCCCCAGCGUUGUCUCUGCCAAAUUCCCCACAAUAUAUCCAACAUCUUCUCACACAUCCAAUACAAAGAAAACCGCUCUAUCUCUUCCACGAUUGAAAAGUCGAAAUCCAAGAGAAGGUCGAAUCAAUUUCAAGCCUAGCACCAUUGUAACAAACUCAACAGAUUUUAAAAACGGCGAUAAUAGUGCCACAAGCGACACAAACCCAAUAACAUCAAUAGCAUCAAUAACAUCAAUAAUAUCAAGUAAUUUCAAAAACGGUGCAAAGUUGAUCUCCACUUAUCGUGGUAGUCAUGCAGUUUUCACAGGCGUUAUUUUACCUCCGAAGCAGCACAUCUUGCAGUCCGUCUCCACAAUAGUAAAUCUAUCUGGAUGUCAUUUAGUAAUAGGCACUCUAGUUUUAGUACUGCUUGUCAUGAUAUUAUGA